UGAAUGCUCAAGCCUCACGCUUUACGCAUUUGCGCCCCCUCCAUCAUCUCUCACUUUGGAUUCUGAAACCAACGCGAAGAGCCAAGCACACCGGAAUUGCUUGCACGUUCUCUAGCGGCAAAUCUCUUUCAGAUAUAUAAAGAGUAAAACAGAGUGGUCUCUCUCUCUGCAAGUCUCAUCGAGCCGGCGUGUGAUUCCGUUGCUUUUUCUUCGCUUUCUGGCUAAGCAGCUUUUUCCAGAGCUCGGAAUCGUAUGUAAGUAAAGUGGUCGGUGAAGGUAGCUUAACCAUUACGCUUGCGAGGGGUUUGUGAUGUGGCCUUUUGCUGAAUGAUCGAUAACUGGAUUGUCUAUUUGUCCAGAGUCCUGCUCUGCAUAUCUCAUCUCUCAUUUUAUGGCUGACAACAGUGAAUCUUCACCGAUGACCCCAGAAAUAACUAAGACAAGUGGGAUUGAAUUGAGAAGGCACUCCACUGGAAAAGCAAGUUCUGAAAAUAAUGAAGAAAAUGUUCUUCCUCGUUAUCUCAGAGCUUCUACUGGUUCAUGUCAUGAUUUUUGCAAAUAUGGGGGGAAGCAUGCAUUUGAAGCUAAUGAAAAUCGAUCUCUACUGGAGAGAGUUGCAAGAAAACCAGUUCAUCAACGAUCAGAAAAGAGGGUAGGUGGGACGAAGAUAUUAGUGGAUGAGCUCAGAGCAUCAACUAGUUCCAAGUCAACAAAGAAGAUAUCUUCAGUCAAGCUCACAGCAUCUGUUGACUCUGCACUCCAAAUUUGUGAGACACUUGGCAUCCACGAGCACAAGCACGAAAUGCUAACAAAAUCUAUUGAAAACUCAAAACGAGUAGAGACUGAAGUUUCAGGAAACAAGAAGGCAGCAUUGGUCAAGGUCAAACCAUUAAGCAGUCCGAAAUCUCAUACAUCUGAUCUUUCCAAAACCAGGACAAAAGAAAUGUCAUCAGCGUCAAAGAAAGUGGAAACUUCACCAAAAUCAACUAAUGCUCUCAAAGCUAAGGAAAUGAAGUUGUCUUUGAAGCCAAACUCUGUUACAGGGAAGACAAUGCUUUCUAAGAAUCCCUCUGAAGGUUUCAGUGGCCAAAGAAAUAGUGAGCCCAGGAUGGAAAAGAGAGUAGCCGCCUCCAAAGUAGCUACAAGAAAAUCGAUUACACCUUCAAGAACUUCGUUGUCCCUCAAAGCUUCUUUUCAUAGAGUUGCAAGUAUUAAUACAAGAAAGCACAAGAGCCUGAAAAUUGUGCCUCAUCUUAAGGAUCAUUCUGAAAAAGGAAAAGACAACCCUAAUCAGCACAUUUACGUUGAGGUUGAGCAGAAGACUAGAAAAAACAACCCCAAGCAACACAGUGAUGUCGAGGUUGAGCAGAAGACUAGAAAAAACAACACCAAGCAACACAGUGAUGUUGAGGCUGAGGAGAAGACCAGAAAAGACAGACCCGAGCAACAUAGUGAUAUUGAAGUUGAGGAGAAGACCAGAAAAGACAGACCUGAGCAACAUUGUGAUGUUGAGGUUGAGGAGAAGAGUCUGAAUGUCAUCAAGAUGGCUGGAGAAGAAAAAAUUUGGCAAUCUAAUCAAAAUGCAAGUCAUGAUGCUGAAUCAUCCCUCCCUCAGUUGGUGUCAUCGCCCAAGUUUUCACGCUCGUCAUCUUCUCAAUCCUCAUCCCAAGAUGACCACGAGGAGUCUGAAUAUACGACUAGUGAAGUUGAGGAGGAUUCAGUUUCAGUAAAGGAUGAAAAGGAGCACAUAGAAAAUGUAGAUGAUUUGGAAGUGGAUCAGAACGGCAAGCCCGAUAAAGAAGGGGCUGUAAAUCUUGAAUACAAAGACGGCUCUCAGAUAACGAAAUUGAAGUGUAUAAAGGGAAAAUGGGUGGAAAUUAAAUCCGAGAGAUCAAGUCCGAGCAGGCUUAAAUUUAGGAGAGGAAGAGUGUUGGGGGAGACUGAAAAUAGGAAAGGUGACGCCCAAAGAAAAUGUUAUAAAAGAAGAGAUGGAGAUGUUGGUGAAAGCAAUGAUGCUACAACUGGUUCUGGGAAGGUGGUUUUGAGACACCAAGAUGUGCAGGGAAAGAAAGAUGAGCAAGGAUUGUUUAAUAAUGUGAUUGAAGAAACAGCAAGUAAAUUGGCUGAAACUAGGAAGAGCAAGGUCAAGGCAUUGGUGGGUGCCUUUGAAACCGUCAUCUCUCUCCAAGAGAAAAAGCUUUCUGCAAGCACUGGCAUUUGAUCAUCUGGGGAUCCCAUUUCUGGUUUUUCUGCAUUUGUUUUUGUAAAGAACUGGUAGAAAAAUAAAUCUAAGCUUGUGGAUAGAAAAAUGAUUGCCUUGAGUUUUUCUUAGGAGCUUUGGAUAGAGCUGACAGUCACGUUGUGUUCGUUUUGAAACAUGAAAACGUCAUAUACUUCGUUUUUAAAA
Molecule: messenger RNA, 2407 nt
Organism: Prosopis cineraria
Lineage: Eukaryota; Viridiplantae; Streptophyta; Magnoliopsida; Fabales; Fabaceae
Exons: 3
Coding region: 392-2221 (609 amino acids)
Molecular function (GO): calmodulin binding
Source: RefSeq, a predicted model, not a curated record